This is a messenger RNA of Bradysia coprophila, 2191 nucleotides long. RefSeq lists its product as uncharacterized. NCBI's taxonomy places the organism in Eukaryota, Metazoa, Arthropoda, Insecta, Diptera, Sciaridae. The record is from RefSeq and is a predicted model, not a curated record.
AAACGUCAAAUCGCUGUAUGGCAUCUCUGUUCAUACAAAUAAAAGAUGGAGAUGUAAAUUUACAAAACUCCAGAUUUUCUCACGAUUUUUUGAAUUUAUUCAAUGCUUUCGAUUGCAAUAAAUUUUUUCGAUUAAUUUUAAAAUGUUCCCAUUCAAACAAAAUCCAAUUCGAACCGGUCUCCAAUUGAAUAGUGACGAUAAUGCUCCCAUGCAAUGGCCGAUGAACCAAGCCGCGUAUCAAAAUUUAUCGAACGAUCAAGUGGACUGGGCUGCACUGGCACAACAAUGGAUUUACAUGAAAGAAUCGUUUCCGGAAGACAAUUCGAUGCCGACAGCCCCGCCACCACCGAACAUAUCCAGUUUACGAGACUUCGAUGAAAAAGGCGAAGCUGAAAUGGAAGUUGAAAAGGAAGAUGAACCGAUUCCGAGUCUUCUUUCAAUACAGACGUCUAGAGGGGACGACUUUUCGAAUCAACAAGAUAAUAAUUGGCAGCAAUCAAGUGGUUGGAACACACAUUCACAGCACCAUUGGCGAAAGAAGCCUGGCUGGAACACAUGGACCAAUCCAAAUGUUCAACAAUCGGCGCCACCAUUCAGACAACCACUACUUCCAGACCCUACAAACGCGUCGAACAAAAAUUCACCGAGCACAUUGUGGCACAAUUUUCCUAAUUCCAAUUCUGAUCAGUCUGGAUCGACAGAUAAAGCGAAACCUAGUGUUAACAUAGAUAACUUUCCUACACCGUUAGAUGCUGCCAAACGCAAAACUCUUCCCGCAUGGAUCAGGCAAGGGUUGGAGAAAAUGGAACGAGAAAAACAGAAAAGUGCCGAAAAGAAACAGCCGAAGGAAGAAUUGAAUUUCAAUCCACGACGUGAAAUUAAAUUGGAGAAAUUGUCGCCGAGACAGUUCAGCAAGUUUGACAGUGAAUCGGAAAGUGAUGAAAGCGACGACAGAAAGCCAACGUUACUUAGUGGCCCACCAGUUAGUCCACCAGUCGAACGAAAGUCACGCCAAGAGCAAUUACAAGACCUUAUGAUUGCCGUGCGAACAUCAUUGACCGACAUACUGUUGGAGGUGACCAACGAAGAAAUUCGUAACAUUGCAACGGAAAGUCUAAGUAAAAUUCGGUUAAAAGCACGUACAGCUCAGACAGUGUCGAAAUCGGCAUUGACCUCAUUAACUGGCGGCUUAGGUAAGUGGGCGAUCGGUUCGAUGUUUUUUAAUUCAAAAAAUAGUCAAAACAAGCAAAAUCGUCACAUUCUAGGACUGGGUAUUUAUGCCGAUAGCGAUAUUUCCGAUUCAAGUUCUGAUGAGAAUAACGCCAAUGAAAGCUGUGACUCCGAAGCAGAAUUACAGGAACUGGUGAAACGACGCAAAUUAUCAUUCGAAGCGAAAGAGCGUGAAAUCGAGGCUGCUCUCUUGAUUGAAGAAGAUAAAGAGAAACAGUGGCUCGAUGAAGAUGAGGACGAUAAGUUAGAUGGAACUGUGAAAAGUUCCAAAAUUGUGACCAAUUCAGACCACAAAGAAACUGGUGAGAUACAACAUGAAAAAAUUAAGGCCGCUCAUGGUCGCAUGAAAGAGAAGAAGGCCUCCCGUUUUAGUGAUGCCAGUGAUAUUGUCAAAAACAUUUACACUCACGGAUCACUCAUCUACGACCGGCCAGCACACGAUAAAUCAUCGAAUCUGCCCAACAAAUUCGAUGGACAAGAGCUUCCGUCGCGAAGUAAUUCUCAGACAAAUAACAAAGAUUCAGAUACGUCUAGUAGUUCAUCGGAACGUUAUCAUCAUCGAUCCAAGCGCUCGACUAAGGCUGACAAUAGUUCGGAUGACAGUGAUGAUGAUCGUUCGAAACGCUCGAAAUACUCGAAACGACGACGAUCGUCGUCGCGUGAACGAAGCUAUUCGUCGUACAAGAAAUCAAGUAGAUCGAGUAAGCACUCCCAUUAUGGUGAUAGGGAUCGAGAUCGUUCGCCUUCCCGAGACAGAGGCAGUAGAAGCUCGACAUAUUCAAGCUCCAAAUACAAGUCACGAUCACGUUCCCAUUCGAAGGAUCGUCGAUCGCACCAUCGGCAUUAGCUUGAAUAAGUAGAAGAAAAGAAACAUGAUGAAGAAGGAGAGUGUAAGUAUAAACUUGUGCUUAAUGAAGGAACGAAACGAUAAAUAAACAGAAAAAUGAAAUUAUUACUUCAA